Messenger RNA from Cicer arietinum (chickpea), 2317 nucleotides. RefSeq lists its product as uncharacterized. Lineage: Eukaryota; Viridiplantae; Streptophyta; Magnoliopsida; Fabales; Fabaceae. The record is from RefSeq and is a predicted model, not a curated record.
AGAGAGGGGCUUCAGAUAUGGGCCAUGGCCCAUGGGCUUCCUCGUUGUAAAUCCCUCAACCCCAUUUCAUCUUUGUUUAUAAUCUUGAUAUACUAAUCGAUAAUCACAUUACAGUAAUAGUGGCGCUAAAUGGUGAAGCUCUAAACAAUGCUUUUCUAGAUUCGAAAUUUGAUUCGAUCUCACUUUGUUCAAACUGCUCGUAUUUCAAUCCUACCUCAUCAAAUCAGGGACACAAAGAAGAUGAAAGCUUUGAGCAAGAAAAACAAAAGAACUAAAGACGAAGAGGGUGAAACCAAUGGAGUCGACAAUGUAGUUGAUCUGCCUUUGGCCAAAAGUAAUGAUGAUCUACAUUUGGUCAAAAGCAAUAAAAGUGAAGAUGACGAGCAAGGGAAGAAGAUGAAGAAAAAGAAGAAGAAACUGAGUGAAAAAAGAAAACAUAAGGAGUAUAACGAGUUCCAAAGCAAUGCAUGUGAAAGUGAUGACCAAGGAAAGAUGAAAAAGAAGAUAAGACUGUGUGAUGAAAAGAAACUUAAGGAGGGUGAUGACUUUAGAAUCAAUGAUGGUGAAGAUGGCGAGGAAGGCAAGAAGAUAAAGAAAAAGAAGAAGAAACGAAGUGAAGAAAGCAAACAUAAGGAGUAUAAUGAGAUCGAAAGCAAUGAAGGUGAAGAUGGCAAGCAAGGCAAGAAGAUAAAGAAAAAGAAACGAAGUGAAGAAAGCAGAGAUAAGGUGUGUAAUGAAAUCAAAAGCAAUGAAUGUGAAGAUGAUGACCAAGGAAAUAAGAUGAAAAAGGAGAAACUAAUUGAAGGAAGUAAACUUAAUGAGUGCAAUGACUUUAGAAGCAGUGAAGGUAAUGAUGGCGUGCAAGAUAAGAAGAAGAAAAAAAAGAAGAAACUAAGUGAAGAAAGCAUACAUAAGGAGCAUGACAAGUUUAAAAGCAAUGAAUGUGGAGAUGAUGGCCAUGGAAAGAAGAAGAAGAAGAAGAAGAAGAAGAAAUCAAUUGAAGGUGAAGAUGAUGGUGACCAAGGCAAGACAAUGAAGAAGAAGGAACUGAAUCACAAUAGCAAAAGUAUGGAGAGCAAUGAUUUUAAUAGCAAUGAUAGUGAUGCUAAGGCUAAUGAUCAAGGCAAGAAGAGGAAGAAAAAAAAGGUUGCUGAGUCAGUUACUGGUGAAACUCCUAAGAGUUCAAAGGGUAGACCAUGGAAACCCAAACGAGUAACUUUUUCUGAUCAAGUGGAGUUUUGUUGUGAUGGCUUAUUGCGUGGGAAAAGGUUUACACCAGAAGAAGAUGAGAAAAUCAAAGCAGCUGUUAAUGACUAUAUAGAUUCUCAUUGUUUGGGAGAGAAUGGUUUAGAUAUGAUUCUCCAUUGCGGAUCACACCCCGAAAUUAGAGGUUGUUGGAAGGAAAUUGCAGAAGUAUUACCUGAGAGGCCUGUCCGGAGUGUGUAUGAACGUGGUCAUGUUUUGUUGGAAAACGGUCAGAGGUGUAGGUGGACACCUGAUGAGCUUGAAUUUAUACGGAAGUCCCAAGAGAUACAUGGAUCUGAUUGGAGGCCAAUAGCUGACGCUUUGGGUAAAAGUCGAUUUCAGGUUAAAGAUGCAUGGCGUAGAUUAAAAUUUACCAAUUUAAAACAAGGACAAUGGUCCCAAGACGAGUAUCAAACUUUAUUUGAUUUAGUGAACCUGGAUCUGCGCACAAGGGCAACAGAGCCUUAUAGAAAAUCAAUGCAUGGUAUGUUGCGAGAUAAUAUUAGUUGGGAGGCAAUUGGUAACAAAUUGAGCACCCGAAACAGUUCAUUCUGUUGCAAAAAGUGGUAUGAGCAGUUAACAACGCCUCUGGUUGCUAGUGGUGAGUGGUGUGAUACUGAUGACUACCGCUUAAUAAGUACUUUAUAUACUUUGGAUGCUUGCUGCAGGGAUGAUGUAGAGUGGGACGAUCUGCUUGAGCAUAGGUCUGGUGAUGUAUGCAGGCUACGAUGGGAUCAAAUGGUCCAACAUAUUGGGGAGCACGCAGGGAAGUCAUUUAUUGAGCAGGUUGAAGUUCUUGCAAAGAGAUUCUGCCCCGACUUGUUGGAAGCAAGAGAGGCAUUUGAUAACAAACCCGUGAUUUGUUGAUGUUAUUAUCCUUUAAUUUGGGUUUUCUUGGGGUGCAGUGAUUUUGUUAAACCAGGAUUUAUUAUGUACUAUGUUGAAUGUGGCGGGAUUAUCCAAACUUUUUCUGUAGUAUUUUUUAUAAUGGACUUUGUAUUGCAAUUUGAGGGUGGUAGUUUUGCUCUCUUUUUCAUAUAAUGAAAAUGUUAACCCUGUUAUUUUGUCCCUA